Salmo salar (Atlantic salmon) is the source of this 1831-nucleotide messenger RNA. RefSeq names its product ladderlectin. Lineage: Eukaryota; Metazoa; Chordata; Actinopteri; Salmoniformes; Salmonidae. The record is from RefSeq and is a predicted model, not a curated record.
CAAACUUGAUGAUUGAGUUGGAGGCGUGCAUGGCCACAAGUUCUUGACAGGAACAGGUACAUCUGGCACCUACUAUCAUACCCCGUUCAAAGGCCUUAAAUCUAUUGUCUCCCCUCUGAAUGGCAACACACACAAUCCAUCUCUCAGUUGUCUCAAGGCCCUUAAAUCUAUUGUCUCCCCCUCUGAAUGGCAACACACACAAUCCAUCUCUCAGUUGUCUCAAGGCUCCAAAAUCAUUGAACCUGUCUCCUCACAUUAAUCUACACUGAUUGAAGUGGAUUUAACAAGUGACAUUAAUAAGGGAUCACAGCUUUCACCUGGAUUCACCUGGUCAGUCUAGGUCAUGGAAAGAGCAGGUGACCUUAAUGUUUUGUACACUCAGUGUAUAUUUGCCACAAGGAUUACGAAACAUUUCCCAUUAGGAUGUGGAAUCGGUGUCAACAUGUUUUUUGGGGGGUAAUUUUGGAAUCAGUGUCAGCAUGUUUUUUGUACAUUGUCCUUGUGGCUUGGUGAGCCACAAGUAUUUAUUUAUUUGUGUUUGUGUGUUCUUGGCUUUUGAAUGGUUUCAAAUAGGAUCACACCACAUGCAUGGUUAUAGUUUGUGGGCUGGUAUAGGGCUGUGUGUGUAAGUAGUGGAACUAGGUGCAUCACCUGACUAAAGAUGUCAGAAGGUUUCUGUAAUGUACUCUAUAUUUGGCAGAAGGAUGAGGCUACAUUUCCCAAUAGGAUCUAGAUUCAGAGUAAACAUGUUUUUUGGUACUUCGUCCUUGUGGCUUGAUGAGCUACACGUAUAAAAGCGUUCCUCUUUCUCAAGCUGAACAGAACCUACAGACUACCACCUGUGAUUCCUUCUCUGACAGGAAAAUAUUACCAUGGAGAAGUUGGCCAUCCUUCUGCUUCUGAGUGCUGCCAUUGCACUGGGCGACACAAACCAGCUCCUUGGUUUAGAACCCUUACUGAAGACUGAGGAGGAACAGACUGCUCCUGUUGAGGCUCAGGUAGCAGCAGUGCAGGAGGGGACAAAGGAAAGUUCAUGUCCUUCAGACUGGCACACAUAUGGAUCACGCUGUUUCAAGUUUGUCAGCAUUCAGCAGUCAUGGGCAGAUUCGGAGCAAAACUGUUUGGCACUUGGUGGAAACCUAGCAUCCGUGCAUAACCUUUUAGAGUACCAGUUCAUGCAAGCACUGACAAAGGAUACCAAUGGCAUACCUGACACCUGGGUUGGAGGUUUUGAUGCAGUCAAGGAGGGCUUAUGGAUGUGGUCAGAUGGGUCCAGAUUUGACUACACUAACUGGAACACUGGUGAGCCCAAUAACGCUGGAGAAGGAGAGGACUGUCUGCAGAUGAACGCUGCAAGUGAGAAGCUCUGGUACGACAUGCCCUGUGAGUGGAAGUUUGCAUCGCUCUGUUGCAGAAGAUUGUAGGCUAGGAAAUGACACAGCUACUCUACCUCCCACCUCCAGGGGUCAACAGUCUACACUUCAAUACAAAACCAAGAUCUGUCACUCACUGCAGCACACCAACAUGACAAAUAAAACAUGUAUUCACAAAAAAAGCUUUCCACCUAUCUAAUGAUUAGCUAACGAGCCAUAUCUAACAGUUAGAAAUAAUGACAGAGGAAUUUACAAGAGACAGCAAACAGCAAACAUGUAGCUACCGAAAAAACUGUCUUUGAAGUUCAGUGCAGACUUUUAUACUAAGUCAUGAUCUGCUGUUAGCUAGCUACUGUUUAGGUAGGCUAACCUUUCAGGUUAACUAACAUUAGGUAAACUUGUGAUGAAACUGUGUGAUGUUGAUGAUCCUGCUUUUGAAAUUAAAGAUAAAUGACAAA